UAUGGUGAAAGCACAGUUUAGUGACAAAUUGGAAAACGAUACAACUAAAGAAAAUUAAUCAUAUGAAAGUGUUUUAAUCGCAAUAGCAGAUAAAAUGUGGAUCUAUUUUACUUUCUUCACAAUUCUGACGGUGAGCGCAAUAAAUCGACCGGUGUACAAAAUAAUUUUGACGCAAAAGGGAUUCGCACAGUUUUUGCAGUACGAUGUUGAAACACCGCCCAUGAGAGAAUUUACUUUCUGUACUUGGUUAAAAUUAUAUGAAUUUAAUCGGGAACAAAGUAUAUUUUCUUAUGUCACUCAUGGCAAUAACCGCGUCGUCCGGCUGUGGUUGGACUCGGGAGGGCGAUAUAUGAAAGUUGCUUUGAAUGGUAAAAUAUCGUCGAGUAACCCGGUCGAGUUAGUGAAGGACGUAUGGCAUAAUAUAUGUCUGUCUUAUCAGUCAGAUUACGGGGCAUGGGCUCUCUACAUCGACGGUCACCUCGUUUCCUGUGAAGCAGCAGAAAGUCUAAAUGGAUUUGUUUUGCCUCCCAGUGGCAGCAUUAUACUAGGAUACGGAACAACGGAAAGUGGUGCAUCCGGCGGAAUGGAAGGUGAAAUAUUUGGAGCCAAUAUGAUUCUUGCAUCAACAAUAGAACGAAAUUUCACUAUGAAACGUAAUCCUCAAUUUCGCCAAAAAUAUUUCCAAAAAAAUAAAAUUAUGGGCGAUACAAAUAUUCAAUAUGUUGUUCUUGGUGAUAUAAAAAGUGGUACAAUUCAACCUGACUUUGAAACAACAACGUUACCUUCACCCAGUUAUACCAGAAGUUAUAUAAGAACGCCUCACAGUACUGUCGAAAAUGAUGCUGGCCCUCAUAUAAUACCAAAAAGAUUAAAUCAAAAUCAAUUCGAAAGAGGUAUUUCAGAAUUUUAUGCACCUAAGCAAUUUACAAUAGACGAUGACAAAAUUUACUUUUGGAAUCUCAUGAAUGAGAAUGAAAGCACAAGCAAGUUUAAAGGAACAUCGUUUACGAACCCUGAACAAUCUCCCAAGACAAAAAACAACCCGAUAUUAUCAGAAAAGGAAAAGAAACAAGAAUUUGAUUAUUCGCCAUAUGCAUCCAGUCAUGUCAAAAUUAAACGGCCAAUUGUUAAACCUCUAUUUGAAGUCGGGAGUAAUGAUAUAACGCAAUAUACACGCAAAACAGUUAAAUUAAAUAAAGCCGCCAUUGCAAACUCUGAGACAGAACCUUCUAUUAAGAAUGAUCAUAGACUAUACGGACAGUGGACAAGUUCUAAUUUUGCAAAUAGUGUUUUAAAUCCAAUCAAAAGCAAUAGCGUAAAUGGCAAGACAGAUUACAAAAAGGUUCCUCCUACAACACCGCUUAUAAAACUGUCGGAUACCUUUCCAUAUUCUUCGGUGUUUAAAGUUACUAAAGUUUACACACCGCUGAAGUUUCAAAGAAGGUCUUUUUUAGAUAAACAACUAAAGAUUAUGAAACGAGAUAUUCACAAGUCACAGAUAAAUUUUAAGAUGCACCACAACGACAUAAGAGGUUCAAUGUUAAAAUCCAAUACACAUCAAAAAAACAUCGACAUUACAAUUGCAAAUGCGGAAAAGCCUGUCGAGAGACAUCGUGUUUAUAGAAAUAUUGAUAGUCAAAUAUCUGACCAGAUUAUUCUAUCCGACAUAUUUAAACCUCCUUUGAAUAAUACAGAUACAAAUCGUAACAAAACAACAUUAGCCAAAGAUACUACAUAUAAUUUCAUUACAAUAUUACCUUUUCUAAAGUCCAAUGAAUAUUACAUUGAAAAAGAAAGGGGCAAAACACAAAAUAAAAGUGAUGUUUAUACGAGGAGUUUAACAGGCUCUAAUAAAUGGCAUAAUGCUAAAUCUUACAGUAAUGAUUUUACACCGAGGCGUAUCAACAUGGAGUCUGUAGAAACACAUGAUAAUCAAAACAACAACAAUAUUGACGUUAAUAAAAAAUUACCAUCCGUUAGACUAAAGUAUGUUCCAGACAACCAAAAAAUUGUUAAAAGUGAUAUUGACGGAGCAAUACUCAAAGGACGCAACUUAGCUUUGGAAAUAUCUAAUAAUUCGGAUCCCUUUUCAGAAUCAGUGUCUAUACUGAAAUAUAAUCAUGGUUUUUUACCUGGACACACUUCAAGAAAUAAAAAUAAAUAUAGUAGAAAUGGGCCACCUGACUAUAGACCGACUCAAAAACCUUUUUCCUAUAGAAAUAAUUUUAAUCACAAUGUUAAACUGGAUAAUCCGUUGAAUGCACGCGUAGUUAUCGGUGGUAUAAAUGAAGAACAAAAAUAUAGAAGUUAUGUGGGUAGAAACGACAAAAUGCCCGAUAUCACUAGAUACUCAUCUGAUUCAGAUAGAGUUAAGGUGCCAUCUUCUUUAGGCCCGAAAGUUUGUAAAAAUUUGGAGCUAUUUGAUCGUUUACUGUAUAUUCAACCCGAUGAAAGUAUUGAUGUUACACAUAUAAUGUCACCCGUUAAGCAAAAGAAUAUUGCAAUCGAAUUUAUUUUACAAAAUUACAAAAGAUGUUCUCUGGAAGAUUCUUUCAUUGAAAAUCAUCAUCUAUUGUACAUAGACUGGAGUAAGACGCCUGUAAGGCUGUUUGGCGGCGCGUACCCAAGGAAAACAACUGAUCUUUGUGGAUUCUUUUAACGCAACAUCAUUUGAUUUUUUCUUAUUUUUAUAUGUUUACCAAACUAAUGCAAUAGAUAUAAAAAUGCAAUUUAUUUAUUUUAUGCAAAUAGUGUAGUAAUCAAACGUUAUAGAAACUGAAUAAA
This is a messenger RNA of Colias croceus (clouded yellow), 2784 nucleotides long. RefSeq lists its product as uncharacterized. Lineage: Eukaryota; Metazoa; Arthropoda; Insecta; Lepidoptera; Pieridae. The record is from RefSeq and is a predicted model, not a curated record. Bases 95 to 2659 code for a protein of 854 amino acids. The transcript is spliced from 6 exons.